AAAACCCAAAAUAAAUCACUUGAAUGGGACCUCAGCUACUCAACCACGCCCUCCGACCCCAGUUCUAUCAAAUUCCUGCCACAAUGUUCCUGGUUUGUGGUUUGUCAAAAUGGGCUCAAAACAUACAAAUAUUUUGGAAUGUUCUUUUGAAAUUGACAAAGAAACAGCAGCAAAAUGGGAUAUUCCUGAAAUUUCUUUGAUAUCGGAGAAAAGAACUGUACCUUCGCAGAUGGGCAAGCCACGAUUAUGUCUACAGAUUCUCUGUCUGCCCACAGAUCUUGUUCAAUCAGUCCAAGGAACAAUUCAACCAGGAGCUUCUGCAGGGGAUGUUGCCAUUGCUUUAUCCACCAUCAAAGAAAGCUGGCCUCCAACAGGCAACCUGAUUAUUGAAGUCAACCCAGGGACCGGCCAUGGUCAUACUUGGUUACCUUUUGACUUGGAACCAACAAGUCCUUCCGUGAAUUUGGAAGACCACAUUCAUGAAGGCAAGAAUGUUGUUCAGCUGAUCCAGCUUGCUGGAAUGGCGGAUCAUAUUUUUGUUCUUUUUGCAUCUCUGCAACAACCUCCUUCUCCUCCUCCUCCCCCUCCUCCCAAGUUUCCUCAUGAUCUGAACAAGGUUCUUGCCGAAACCAAAUUGAAGUUGGGAGAUGUUGGGAGUAUUCCCCCUCUUGUCACCAGUGUCAGUGUAACAUUAGAUUCAGAUGAUCCUAAUUCAUAAUUUCUUGG
Molecule: messenger RNA, 726 nt
Organism: Laccaria bicolor S238N-H82
Lineage: Eukaryota; Fungi; Basidiomycota; Agaricomycetes; Agaricales; Hydnangiaceae
Exons: 3
Coding region: 110-718 (202 amino acids)
Source: RefSeq, a predicted model, not a curated record